AUGGAGACCAGGAUCUUUGAUACUGACCUAUUGCUGUGCCAGCUGGCACCCAGGUGUGGAGACCAGAUCUACAAUCCUUUGAAGCACUGCUGUGGUGAUGACGUCAUCAUACCCCCGAAUGGCACCCGCCUCUGUGGCCCCAGCUGCAUCUACUGGCCCUGCUUCCAGCACUGCUGCCUGGAGUCCAGCACCUCCGAGAAUCAAAGGGUUGUGAGGUUCAAGGUCCCAGGCAUGAAGCCCAACUGCUCAUCUUCUCCCAUCUCCAGGAUCUGUGCCCAG
Molecule: messenger RNA, 279 nt
Organism: Nannospalax galili (Upper Galilee mountains blind mole rat)
Lineage: Eukaryota; Metazoa; Chordata; Mammalia; Rodentia; Spalacidae
Gene: Igfl4
Product: IGF like family member 4
Exons: 2
Molecular function (GO): signaling receptor binding
Source: RefSeq, a predicted model, not a curated record